AGGGGUUUGAGCGGUGCGACGCGGCCACGUCGGACGUUUACUACUCCGAGGAGCUGCUGAGCGAGGCCGCUUGACAACAACUCAGAUCUGGACCAACGGGUCGGGCAUCCAGUAGACCGCCGAAUCUAGUCUCCCGCUGCCCUUACAAAAUAUGCUCUUUCCACCUCGUGCUGACGGCGUGUGUGCAUGUGCUGUUCCCAGUCGUAUGACGGCCCAGGAGGAUAGUGCGGUCCUAGACGUUCUUGUGAGGAUGCACAUCGAGAAGCUGGUCGAUUUCAGCCGGGCUCUGGCGUCACCCCGUGGGUGCCCUAAACCGCAUCGCCUUGAGCAAGGAUGCUUUGGACCGGCCGUGUCCUCCAUCAAAAUGGCUUCCAUCGACAACCUCUUCCAAGCCGGCAUCUAG
This is a messenger RNA of Gaeumannomyces tritici R3-111a-1, 403 nucleotides long. RefSeq lists its product as hypothetical. The coding region runs from base 152 to 403 and encodes 83 amino acids. The transcript has a single exon. The record is from RefSeq and is a predicted model, not a curated record. NCBI's taxonomy places the organism in Eukaryota, Fungi, Ascomycota, Sordariomycetes, Magnaporthales, Magnaporthaceae.